This is a messenger RNA of Fulvia fulva, 327 nucleotides long. RefSeq names its product Cytosine deaminase. NCBI's taxonomy places the organism in Eukaryota, Fungi, Ascomycota, Dothideomycetes, Mycosphaerellales, Mycosphaerellaceae. The record is from RefSeq and is a predicted model, not a curated record. The coding region runs from base 1 to 327 and encodes 108 amino acids. Gene Ontology annotation, molecular function: catalytic activity. The transcript has 3 exons.
AUGCGUGUGCAAAAGAGCAGUGCAAUCUUGCAUGGCGAAACAGCAGCCCUAGAGAACGCAGGCCGUCUCCCAGCAUCAGCAUACAAAGGCUCCACCAUGUACACCACUCUGUCUCCCUGCGAUAUGUGCACCGGAGCUUGCAUUCUGUACAAAGUAUCCCGCGUCGUCAUGAGCGAGAACAAUGCUUUUGUCGGCGGCGAGGAACACCUCCGUUCCAAGGGUAUAGAAGUAAUCAACCUGAAAGAUGCCGAAUGCGAGCAAUUGAUGAAAGACUUCAUCAAGAACCAUCCAGAAGACUGGUAUGAAGAUAUCGGCGAGGACAAAUGA